UAAUUUCCAAAGUCAACUCCUUUUUAGUUUUUGUUUUACUUUCUGUUUUUCCAACUUCUGCUCUGAAACUAAACAACACAACAAAAUAAUAAUACGAAUUUGUAUUAUAUAUAUAUAAAGGUUCCAAAUUGGAGAGGAAGAGAAAAGAGCAAAGGAGGAAAACUAAAUAUCAAUCCAAGGAAUGGAGAUUGAAGAAGCGAGUCGUGAGAGUGGGCAUGUUGUGUGCGGAUCAUGGAUCCGUCGCCCGAAGAAGGUUAACUGGGUCGUUAUCGCUAAAGCUUCUAAACGCCGUGGCUCAUCUGUCUCUUCUCCUGCUCUCCUUAACAUCUUCUCUUUCGACCCCGCCACUGCUUCUCUCUCCUCCUCUCCUUUGGCAACGCACACGCUUAAGGAGAGUGAUGGUGAGCCUGUGACUGUUUCAGUGCAUCCUGGUGGAGAUUAUUUUUUCUGCUCAACUUCCAAAGGUGGUUGCAAGUCAUUUGAGAUUGUCGGAGGAGCAACAGGUAUUACGAUCUUAGCCAAAGAACUACUUCCUCUCCAAAAUGCUGGACUACAAAAGUGUAUGGCCUUCAGUUUUGAUGGGUCUAAAUUAGCUGUUGGGGGAGUGGAUGGAUGUCUCAGAAUUUUGGAGUGGCCAAACCUAGGUGUAAUUUUGGAUGAGCCAAAGGCACACAAAUCCAUCCGGGAUAUGGAUUUUAGUCUGGACUCAGAGUUCUUAGCUACAACAUCAACUGAUGGAUCAGCUAGAAUAUGGAAAGCAGAAGAUGGUUUUCCUUUGUCUACUUUGGAACGUAGUGGGGAUGAAAAUAUUGAACUGUGCCGUUUCUCUAAAGAUGGAACUAAACCUUUUUUGUUUUGUGCUGCUCAAAGAGGUGAGACGCCUUUGGUCAAUGUUUAUGACAUUAGUACAUGGAAGAAGCUUGGGUUCAAGAAGCUGUCAAGGAAGACUGCAUCGACAAUGGCAGUGAGCUUGGAUGGGAAAUAUAUAGCUUUGGGCGCCAAAGAUGGAGAUGUAUCUGUUGCUGAAGUAAAGACAAUGGAAAUCUACCACUACAGUAAGAGGCUACAUCUUGGUCAAUCCAUUGCUUCACUAGAGUUCUGCCCUACUGAAAGGGUUAUGCUGACAACUUCAAGCGAAUGGGGUGAGAUGGUGACCAAACUCAAUGUACCAAAGGAGUGGAAAGAGUGGCAGAUUUAUGCAUUGUUGUUUUGCUUGUUCAUGGCAUCAGUCAUUGCUGCAUACUAUUUCUUCGAGAACUCAGAUUCGUUUUGGAAGUUACCAAUGGGAAAAGAUCAAAAACGACCAAAGAUUAGUCUUUUUGGAGAUACAUCCACGCCUUCUGAGGAUCAUAGUAGGUGGAACUUGGACCUAUAGAAUGGUUAUGUAAAUUUAUGAAACCAUACCUCUACUUCAAUUUUUUUUUUGUUUUUUCAAACUUUGUUGCAAUGUUUUCUUUUUAAAUCUUUCCUCGGUCUCAUUUAUUCUGAUUUUACCUUUGACAAUAACAACUCUUCUGAUUCUGAAAUUAAUUUUGUUUUACAA
Capsella rubella is the source of this 1543-nucleotide messenger RNA. RefSeq names its product SEC12-like protein 1. The transcript has 10 exons. The record is from RefSeq and is a predicted model, not a curated record. Gene Ontology annotation, cellular component: endoplasmic reticulum membrane. Gene Ontology annotation, biological process: protein secretion. Lineage: Eukaryota; Viridiplantae; Streptophyta; Magnoliopsida; Brassicales; Brassicaceae. The coding region runs from base 182 to 1375 and encodes 397 amino acids. Gene Ontology annotation, molecular function: protein binding; guanyl-nucleotide exchange factor activity; GTPase activator activity.